Messenger RNA from Bufo bufo (common toad), 1723 nucleotides. It is a transcript of the gene TINF2, whose product is annotated as TERF1 interacting nuclear factor 2. Gene Ontology annotation, molecular function: telomeric repeat DNA binding. The transcript is spliced from 7 exons. Gene Ontology annotation, biological process: telomere capping; regulation of telomere maintenance via telomere lengthening. The record is from RefSeq and is a predicted model, not a curated record. Lineage: Eukaryota; Metazoa; Chordata; Amphibia; Anura; Bufonidae. Bases 93 to 1502 code for a protein of 469 amino acids. Gene Ontology annotation, cellular component: shelterin complex.
GUGCGCUGCGGUUGGCCGGGAGGGGGCACGGGCGGCUCUGUGAUUGGCGGGUUUGCGGAGACGCGUUUGGACAUGUACUGGAGGCAGUGGAGAUGAGCAAGCAACCGUCAGGGCCCCAUGUAGACACCAGAUCGUCCCUUCCUGUGCUGGUCAAGGCUGUAUGGCUGGUGAUGAAGACGAGGGAUGUUCAGAACUACGGGAGAAUUGUAGAAUUCUUGGAAUUAACCCACGAACAGGUUCCUGCUCUGCUCUGCUACAUGCACCAUGCUAAGCUCAGCACCGGUCUGAGGGGGAAGAUCGUGCUCCACAUGAUUGAAGACAAGAAACCUCUGCUGGAUAUUCUCACAGCGCUGAACCGUUACUUCCCUCCUGUCUUUCCAGAUGAUUCCUCAGAGGCCCAGGGCAAGGCGUUUAAGGUCCAGCAGAGUAAGAUACAUUUUCGGAAACUAGUCCUUCGGAUGAUCCGGGACGAAAAAUUUCGGCAAAAUUAUGUAACGAAUACUCUGCAUCUAGAAUACGGGGAUGCGUACAUGGCCGCUCUUGAGAAGCUGCUUUGGGAAUUCCUGUGCAGGCUGCAGACUAUUCUCAAUCACAGGUAUCCAAGGGUCCCACAAACCCCAGGGCCGCCUGCUGUAGACGAGGAGCAUCUCUCCAGCACCCCCCAUCACCGCAGUUCAGGACUGAAUUUUUCAAAAAUCCACGGUGGCGGAAGUACCAUGGCGAAGAAAAAAAGGACAAAUCCCAGAACCCAUAGUGUAGCCGCUGACGGGCCAGAAGAAAAUCCCAGUGUUACAGCCCAGUAUGAGGAACAUCGAAAUUUUACAAAGAAUAAACCAGAUUAUUGGAAGUAUGAAGGCAACAGGCAAAGUACAUCGCAAAGCUUGGUGCAGGACACCAACAGGAGGACGCUAGAUUUAAUCCGUAGUGUUGAAAACCACGCGGAUGAACCUCAGCGGCCAUAUUUUGAGAUUUUCGGAUUAGACUGCAGUCAAACGUCUAAAGUCAAUCACUGUGAAAACCUUUCUCCUCCAGAUCCGUUGCAAUCUCAGGGCCACGAUCCUAACCUGGAGCGUACUUCAGAUACGACAGGACAUGGGUCGUGUACAGACAUACAGGUCACAGACGUAGCUCAAGCGAGGAGGCAAUCUCCAGUGUCCAGCCAUGUGUCUAGAAGGAACCAUGAAGGACAAGGUAGGGCCUUAGCUCAGGGACUGAUGACAGGGAAGUGGCAGCCGAGGGUCCACCUAAGAAAACUACCUUUCAAUAUCAUUGACAAGAAUCAACAUGAAGAAAAUGUGACUCCUCAAGUAGCCGACUCCGAGUUGUCGCCAAGUGAGACUGUUCCAGAAUCUGGUGGCUGGUCCUGGGUGUGUUCUGAUCCCACGGACAAUGACAGCAAUGAUCCUGACUACUUCCCCGGACACAGUUUUUUCCGUCCCCUCGGAGAGCAGAUGUGCAGAAUUCAACAAAAAAGAGGCCUCCGCUUUCCCUCUCUGCCGUAGAAGUAAAGGUGGCCAUAUACAUCAGAUGAAUUUUGGGCAAACCUGACAAUGUUGCCGAGACCAGCUCCAUCCAAUAUGCACGAGGGAAUCCUGACUCUCUCGUCGUGUCCCAUUACCUCUAGGAAGGGUGCUCUCACGCUCCGUUCUUUUACACAAUCCGUUUGUACAUACGGUUUUUGAUAAUUUUUAUCAUGUGGUAGCUUUACCUGUUCUUAUUUAUG